Molecule: messenger RNA, 2709 nt
Organism: Daphnia carinata
Lineage: Eukaryota; Metazoa; Arthropoda; Branchiopoda; Diplostraca; Daphniidae
Product: nuclear pore complex protein Nup93-like
Exons: 15
Coding region: 130-2607 (825 amino acids)
Biological process (GO): poly(A)+ mRNA export from nucleus; protein import into nucleus
Cellular component (GO): nuclear pore
Molecular function (GO): structural constituent of nuclear pore
Source: RefSeq, a predicted model, not a curated record
GCUUGGUCUACUCGUAUUUGAAGUCCAAUACUAAACGUCUCUUCUUUUCCCUUCCAUCAAUCAGUACCCUUCUUUCCCGGUUUUGGACGUCUUUUUAAUAGCAAAAAUUGCAUUUGUUAGAAUAAGAAAAUGGACGAUGAAGAGCUCUCCUCCUUGGUGCAAGCAGCUGAACAGCUCGCAUCUCAACUUGACGAUGGAAGUCUGGGUGAACUACCUAGAGUUGAACGCAAUUUGCGGCAAAUUAUGGAGGCUAGUAAUCAACUAUGGAUAAGAACAUCACAAAGUGGAGGCCAAGAAAAUCAAGGGGCUGCAUUGCUGGGCUCCGUUGGAUUAGAUCUUCCCCGAGUAGCACACAAGUUGGAUGUUUUGAGUACAAUUUCAAAUUUUGAACCACUAGAACCAAUCCGAGAAACAGAUAUUAAAGGUUUUUUAAAAAAUGAACGUGAAAAUGCUAUAUUAGCUGUAAUCGAAGAGACUCGACGAAUGAGUUUCAACCAUGCCCAGCAAAUGUAUUGGGAUUCAGUUAAAAGUGAAUGGGAAAGAGAAAAGCAGCAGAUCCUUAGUGCCUUAACUGAGUCUGGUGAUGAAUUGCUGGAUAUUUCUCUUCCAAUUGCUGAGAUGACUUCAGGAGGGAUGCUUCCCAUUUCCUCAAGAAGUGUUUUGGACCAUCAAGAGAUGGCUUAUGUCAAAGCAGUAAUGGAAUACAACGAUCAAACAUUGAAGGGGGGUAUCAAACCUAGCUUAGCAGAAAAGUUCGCUCAAACUGCUCAAGCUUUCAAUGAUCAAAAUAUAUCUGACAUAUGGGACAUGGUACGAAUGAUGGUUGAUGUGCCGGUAAAGGUUAGCGGAGAUAAUAUCUUAAAAUCGCGCGGAAGUGCUCUUAUGCAACGAGCUUUCAUGAACCAAGGUCGUCGCUAUCUUGAAGAUCGGUACAAAUCCUAUAUCCGGCAAAUUGUAUAUAGUAAUCUGGGAGCUGCCAAACUUGGCGGAAUUCCCGGUACUUUACCUCUUGUACGGAGCUUUGUUUCUGCCCGUCAAAUUUCGCGCACAACUGGAUUAGAAGAUGGUUUCGUGGAUGGAGAGCCUGUUUGGCCACUAAUAUUUUAUUGUUUGCGCUGUGGAGACAUAAAUGCCGCUUUACAGGCGUCUAAACAAGCAGGAGCUGUGGUGUCAGAGUUUACAAGACUUCUAGAAGAAUUAAUCCAUAGUGGUGAUCGCAACCUGAGCCCUAGCAUGGAAACCAAUGCUAAAUUAAUGUACAAGAAAAUGAUUCGCACAUCAACAGAUCCCUAUAAACGCGCGUCGUAUUGUGUCGUGGCUGCCUGUGAUGUCAAUGAUGAUCACACUGAAGUAGCCCAAUCGACGGACGAUUACUUGUGGAUCAAGCUUUGCCAGUUAAAAGAAGAUGAGCUUGCUGGGCACGACUCUUCUCAUGAGCGUGUGACUUAUUCUCAAUUUCAGUCACUUGUUUUGGAGGAAUACGGUGAACGACAUUUCAAGGCAUACCAGGAACCUUUCCUCUACUUUGAAGUUCUUUUCCUUACCGGUCAAUUCGAGGCUGCUAUUGAUUUUUUCGCCCGCAUCGAACGACUUCGUUGCCACGCAGUUCAUGUCGCCCUUGCGUUGUUUGAGAGUCAGUUUUUGGCUUUGCCCAGCAAUGUUCAAUCGCCGCUUCUUUCAAAGGAAAAUUCAGAUAAACCUUCUAUGAGGCGAUUGAAUAUUGCACGUCUUGUUAUGCUGUAUACUCGCAAAUUUGAAGCAACCGACCCUAAGGAGGCCCUCCACUAUUUCUACUUUUUAAGAGGAAUUAAAGCCUCCAAAGGAGAUUCUCUUUUCACCGCUUGCGUCAGUGAACUCGUCCUCGAAUCCCGUAACUUUGAUUUGCUACUCGGUCGCCUAGAGCCAGACGGAUCACGUACCCAAGGGUUUUUGAACCAUUUCAAAGGGACACAGGUUGAUACGCAAAAGAUCAUUGAACUCGUAGCCAGAGAUUCAGAGGCUAAGGGCUUGCAUGAAGAUGCUGUACAUCUUUACGAGCUAGCCAAAGACGGUGCAAAAGUAAUUGAACUUCUUUGUCGGCUACUAAGUGGCACUAUCUCACAGCCAGCUGCUAUUGAAUCGGAAAGUUGGAGGGUGCAGAAUAAGGCCAUAGCGUUCGCCCAACGAUUGAAAGCAUCUGGGUCCCUGUUACCUAAUAUAGCAGCAACUUUCUUUCUUCUUCUUGAUCUCGGAAUCUUUUUUUCGCUGUAUCAUGAAGAGAAGUACCACGAAGCAUUCGAAACAAUUGCCAAACUUCGACUUAUCCCUCUCUCUCCCGAUGAAGUGGAAUCCCGGGUGUCAAAUUUCCGAAACUUGAGUGAUGACAUCCGGCGAAAUAUUCCAGAUGUGUUGUUAGCAACAAUGAAUAUUCUUUACAAAAAAUAUAACCAAUCCAAGGCACCUCGUGGUUUCGUUCAAUCUCGAAGGGAUGAUGGAGAUACUGACGAGUUUAUGGACCAGAUUAGGAAACAGGCUCGUGCUUUAACUACUUUCAUUGGAAUGAUUCCUUACCGAAUGCCGGGAGACACUCAUGCGAGGUUGGUUCAAUUACAAUCCAUGAUGAUAUGAUAAGGAAGGGAGAUCAUUUUGAUAGCUCAUUUGUGCGUUUCUUAACUAUAAAAGAUUUCUUUGGGUUUUAAUAAUAAAAUCCAGGGAGUAAAUAUUUCAGAA